CUUGGUGACACCUGGUGCCCUAGAUGCUCACUCUGGUCUCACUCAGAAGUCCCGGCUACAGCCACUACCCUUCGGAGGCUCAGGCUGACUGUGGACAGGGCUCCUGGCGACUUCGUCCUCAUCUAUCUUCCUUUGGAGCCUGAGACCAACUGCCCUCACCCUCCAGCCACCUACCGACUCCCGACUGGAAGGAGACCCAUGGGCAGAUUUCCUCUUGCCUCUCUCCCCAAUAGAGACCCCUGGUCUGGGGAUACUGAGGCAGGCACAGGGCAGGCGUGUGUGAGCACCCAGUCAUCCUGGAAAUCUAGUGAAGGACACAAGCGACAUGGCCCUGCGCGCGCUCCAUGCCCAGCCUACAGGCGGUCCUCAGCUGAGGUUCCUGCUGUUCCUGCUGCUCUUGCUGCUUCUGCUGUCAUGGCCAUCUCAGGGGGACGCCCUGGCAGUGCCUGAGCAGCGACGCUCCCUCUCUGAGUCCCAACUCAACCCGGACGAGCUACGGGGUCGCUUCCAGGACCUGCUGAGCCGACUGCAUGCCAACCAGAGCCGGGAGGACUCGAACUCAGAACCAACCCCUGACCCAGCUGUCCGGAUACUCAGUCCAGAGGUGCGAUUGGGGUCCCACGGCCGGCUGCUGCUCCGCGUCAACCGGGCGUCGCUGACUCAGGGUCUCCCCGAAGCCUACCGCGUGCACCGAGCGCUGCUCCUGCUGACGCCUUCGUCCAGGCCCUGGGACAUCACCAGGCCCCUGCAACGUGCGAUCAGCCUCCAGGGACCCCACGCUCGCGCACUGCGCUUGCGCCUGGCGCCGCCUCCCGACCUAGCCGUGCUGCCCUCUGGCGGCGCGCGCCUGGAACUGCACUUACGAUCGGCCGCCGGCAGGGGGCGCCGAAGCGCGCAUUUGCACCCAAGAGACUCGUGCCCGCUGGGUCCCGGGCGCUGCUGUCACCUGGAGACUGUGCAGGCAACUCUCGAGGACCUAGGUUGGAGCGACUGGGUACUGUCCCCGCGUCAGCUGCAACUGAGCAUGUGCGUGGGCGAGUGCCCCCACCUCUACCGGUCGGCCAACACGCAUGCGCAGAUCAAAGCACGCCUGCAUGGCCUGCAGCCCGACAGAGUGCCGGCCCCGUGCUGUGUCCCCUCCAGCUACACCCCGGUGGUUCUUAUGCACAGGACAGACAGCGGCGUGUCACUGCAGACUUAUGAUGAUCUGGUAGCCCAGGGCUGCCACUGCGCUUGAGCACUGGGCCCUGCUCCUUACCUACACUCCCCUUCCAUGAUGCUAUUUAUAUUUUUAUUUAAUAAUAUUAUUAAUUUAUUGGGGUUGGGCUGGGUGGGUGGAUUGUGUAUUUAUUUAAAACUCUGCUAAUAAAGGUGAGCUUGGUUUCUA
Rattus norvegicus (Norway rat) is the source of this 1387-nucleotide messenger RNA. RefSeq names its product growth differentiation factor 15 (gene Gdf15). The record is from RefSeq and is marked validated. Gene Ontology annotation, cellular component: extracellular region. NCBI's taxonomy places the organism in Eukaryota, Metazoa, Chordata, Mammalia, Rodentia, Muridae. Gene Ontology annotation, molecular function: protein homodimerization activity; growth factor activity. The transcript is spliced from 3 exons. Bases 326 to 1237 code for a protein of 303 amino acids.